AUGCUUCAGUUGCACGGACAACGAUUGAGGCCAGAGAGAAGACAAAGGCGUCUUACUGACCCUAACUGCUUGUACUACCGCUACGGAGACUAUUCAAGAACUAGAACACCAUAUGUUCAAUCUGGUCGCAGCCGACGGCGAAGCGAUCGUACAAACGGAAUUACAGCAAACGUCAGCGGGAAAAAGUUCUUCUUCACCACCAGAUUACUAGCCAAAUAUCCACAGAGUCUUCUGGGUCAUAAACACAAACGGAAAUAUUUUUACGACUGCAUACGGGACGAAUACUUUUUUGACCGGAACCGAACAGCUUUCGAAAGUAUUUUCAAUUUUUAUGUUUCUCGGGGAACCCUCGUGGUUCCGGAUGAAAGCUUCCCGGAACAGCUUUUAAUGGAUGAGUUCUACUUUUUUGGACUAUACGAAUACGUAAGUGAUAAUGACAAAAAAAGCUUAAUCACUCCGAGCGCGCUGAAAAAGAGACAAAUCGCCCCCAAAAGAAGGUGUCAAAGAGAAGUUUGGAAAAUCAGCGAAAAUCCUGACUCGAGUGUCCUCGCCCGUCUGAUAAACUUGUUUUCUUUACUUGUUAUCAUAUUUUCAGCCAUCAUUCUUUUCAUUGACACUCUACCAGACGCGCGAAGAUCAGAAUCUUCGACAUUCAACUCACCGACGCCAACCAAAAAUUCUAGCGAUGCGAAUACCUCUGCCACAAAUCCAAACUACGAACAGUUGCCACAGAUCAUAUCAGCGAUGGAGUCAUUUUGCAUCGUAUGGUUUACUUUAGAACUUCUUACGAGAUUUUUUGUAUCACCAGAAAAAAAGAAAUUCUUUCUCCAAGCGCUAAACCUCAUCGAUCUGAUAGCUAUCGUUCCGUUUUACAUCUCCUUGAUUAUUAGCACGCCUAUGUCUGCUGCCCAGUUGUAUAUCAUGCGGAUCCUAAGACUUUCCAGGGUUUUCCGUGUUUUAAAAAUCUCUCGGUACGUUUCAGUAAUGAAAGUGCUUGGAUUAACUGUCAAGGCGAGUGUUAACGAUUUUUGGACAAUGGGCUUUUUAAUCUUAAUUGGAACUGUUUUAUUUGGUAGUACAACUUAUUACUGUGAGCAGUGGGACGCGGACACCAGUUUUAACAGCAUUCCUACAGCCUGCUGGUGGGCUUUGGUCACCAUUACAACUCUCGGUUACGGUGAUCUAGUACCAACAACCCUCGGUAAGUAUGCAACACCUCACCUUUCAAUGCUCGAGUUGUUUGAAGAAUUGUCAUACUUAAUUACCCACGAUUUAUAGUAUUUUCAAUUAGCAUUAUUUACUCGAUUCAUCAACCACGUCCACACGGCGCUUUUGCCUAGCCUUGGAAAAGCGCCAUCGGGACGAGCUUGUCGAAUCAUCUAAUCAGAGUUUAAAAUGAUCUCUUUUAGGACUCAAACAAAGGUUGGGCCACGCCCAGGUUGGUCUCCUUUAGGGUUUUAAUUCAAAAUUUCCGACAAGCAUCCUGCGAAGUAAUCCGCUUUCUAGAUCAGCGCGGAGCCUGAGCUUCGCUGCGUUACAGAAACCGCUCCGAGAUCACUGUUCUUUUAUGCGAGUGAAAGAGAACUAAUUUCCGAUAUGGUAUUAUGCAGCGUAAGAGGUUUCGGUAUGGUGUAGACAAAGCCUUAGUCAGUGUGGUUUUCUUGUUGUUGUUUUUCAGGAGGAAAGAUAACAGGAGGCAUGUGUUCGGUCUCAGGGGUCUUGCUUAUUACACCUUUUCUGCCAAUCAUUUUCAACAAGUUUAAUCGGUUUCAAGAGUUGGAAAAGGAAUCUUCUUCCGUAGCAAAGAACGACAAGAGCUACCCACAGAUUAUACCAGUUUAUUCACAAUAUGAGGUCAACGAAAAAUAUAUCAAACGAAGAAUACGACGAAGAUAUACUAUGUAA
This is a messenger RNA of Porites evermanni, 1905 nucleotides long. The record is from the annotation of a GenBank genome assembly. NCBI's taxonomy places the organism in Eukaryota, Metazoa, Cnidaria, Anthozoa, Scleractinia, Poritidae.